Molecule: messenger RNA, 2128 nt
Organism: Papilio xuthus (Asian swallowtail)
Lineage: Eukaryota; Metazoa; Arthropoda; Insecta; Lepidoptera; Papilionidae
Product: dihydrolipoyllysine-residue succinyltransferase component of 2-oxoglutarate dehydrogenase complex, mitochondrial
Exons: 2
Coding region: 305-1690 (461 amino acids)
Biological process (GO): tricarboxylic acid cycle
Cellular component (GO): mitochondrion; oxoglutarate dehydrogenase complex
Molecular function (GO): dihydrolipoyllysine-residue succinyltransferase activity
Source: RefSeq, a predicted model, not a curated record
CAACUGGAUUUUAAUGGUGUUCAAUAGAAGGCGAGGAUUUACCAGGUUACGAUAAAUGUAGGACUUGGGCUACAUCAAAAAUAACCAGCAGCGUCCAAAAUAAAGUGAAGUAUCAAUUGUACGUGUCGCACCGGCUAUGCUGUAACUUACAAAAUCGAUUAAGACUCGAUUUUCAACUAAUACGGCUGAAUCGAAUCUGUCAUGAGACUAAAGCUUAUGUAACAUUUUUUUCACUGAAAUUAUUAAAACUCUCACAUAUCAGCUGUUUACCACAUCUGUAAGGGUAAAAUAAACUUGAAUAAAAAUGUUGCGACGCUGCUCGAAACAUUUACAAACGUUAUAUCGGAGACAGGGGCAAAGCCUCCGGUAUCGCACCACCGAUGUGCCCAAAGCCCUAGGCGCUCUGGGUCAGGCGCGACCGGUACCAGCAAGGAUCCUCGCCGCACACCAACAGGUCGCUUCCAUACAUUUCACCAGACCACUCUACGAAGAACAAGAUGUCUCGACCCCAGGUUUCCCGGACUCAGUAUCUGAAGGUGACGUCAAGCUAGACAAGAAAGUUGGAGACGCUGUGGCCGCUGAUGAAGUUGUCCUUGAAAUUGAAACCGAUAAAACCGCGAUCCCCGUGAUGGCACCAACUCAUGGCGUUAUCAAGGAAUUAUACGUAAAAGAUGGGGAUACGGUUAAAGCUGGACAAAAGUUGUUUAGGUUAGAAGUGACUGGGGAGGCACCGAAGAAGGCUGCGGCUGCACCAGCUCCCGAACCACCCAAAGCGGAAGCACCUCCCCCGCCUCCUGCCGCGGCUACUCCACCUCCACCUCCCCCACCAUCUACCCCCACACCACCACCAACUCCUCCACCAAGGGCGACACCCCCACCUGCCGCACCUAUCUCCUCAAUCCCGGUAGCAGCUAUAAGACACGCACAGGCGAUAGAAACUGCCACAGUUAAAGUCCCACCAGCUGAUUACAGCAAAGAAAUCUCCGGAACACGAACUGAACAGCGUGUUAAAAUGAACAGGAUGCGUCAACGCAUCGCACAACGUUUGAAGGACGCGCAGAAUACCAACGCCAUGCUGACUACGUUCAAUGAAAUAGAUAUGUCUCAUAUUAUGGCGUUCCGUAAAAAGUAUUUGGAUGCUUUCACCAAGAAACAUGGAGUUAAACUCGGUCUUAUGUCACCUUUCGUUAAGGCCGCAGCAAAUGCUUUGACAGACCAACCAGUAGUCAACGCAGUUAUUGAAGGGAAUGAGAUUAUUUAUCGUGAUUAUGUCGAUAUCUCAGUCGCGGUGGCAACGCCUAAAGGCUUAGUCGUGCCCGUCAUUCGCAAUGUACAAACGAUGACGUAUUCCGACAUCGAACUGACAGUUGCAGGUCUUGCUGAAAAAGCAAGAACGGGCAAAUUGACCAUCGAAGAAAUGGAUGGCGGUACUUUUACAAUCAGUAAUGGCGGUGUAUUCGGAUCUCUUAUGGGUACACCUAUAAUAAAUCCACCGCAGUCCGCCAUUUUGGGUAUGCAUGGCAUUUUUGAACGGCCUAUUGCGUUGAAUGGUCAAGUAGUUAUACGACCAAUGAUGUAUAUCGCGUUGACGUAUGAUCAUAGAUUAAUUGAUGGCCGCGAAGCUGUCAUGUUCCUGAGGAAGAUUAAGGAAGGCGUCGAGGAUCCGGCCACGAUUAUUGCUGGAUUGUAAUUUAAAAAAAAAUCGAGCUGUCAAAACGUGUAGAUAGAGUAGGCGGGUUAUAUUUAUUAUUAUUUUAUUAAUAUAUUUUUUGCAGCGCAAAAAUCUUUUUGCUAAAUAUUUAAUUAUGUAAUUUUUAAUAUUACAUUUUUUUCGAAACUCCCCUGCUCUAUAAAUUAUCUUUAGACUCAAUGUUACCAAUUACUUUUGCCAGAUCUGUGAAAUAAAAACCGAAUUUGACAGCGGCUUGUACAGCUUUUUUGUCUUCUGAGUGUUGGCAGAAUCGUGUAAUUUUUUUUACAUUAUCUGUGUUGCGUCAUGUUUGGCAAGAUGGCUGCCGUGCGUUGUGCAGUUAAUUUUGUAUUUAUUGAAUACGUCCGUUUACGUAUUAUUUAUCGAGAAUUAAGUAAUUUUAAUAAACGAAAGUACAUUUCCUCAAUAUGACUAAAA